Ziziphus jujuba (common jujube) is the source of this 779-nucleotide messenger RNA. Its product is annotated as major strawberry allergen Fra a 1.06. Gene Ontology annotation, biological process: defense response; abscisic acid-activated signaling pathway. The transcript has 2 exons. Bases 99 to 581 code for a protein of 160 amino acids. Gene Ontology annotation, cellular component: cytoplasm; nucleus. Lineage: Eukaryota; Viridiplantae; Streptophyta; Magnoliopsida; Rosales; Rhamnaceae. The record is from RefSeq and is a predicted model, not a curated record. Gene Ontology annotation, molecular function: protein phosphatase inhibitor activity; signaling receptor activity; abscisic acid binding.
CAUUUCUCUUCACCUCAAAAAAAUCCUCCAACUUUCAGCAAUACAAUCUUCCUCUUCAUUCUUACUUUCAUCUUAUUUUUCAAACCCUUAUAGACAUCAUGGGUGUUCUAUCUUACGAAGCAGAGUACACUUCCACUAUCCCUCCUGCUAGGCUCUUCAAGGCCUUUGUCCUUGAUGCGGACAAUCUCAUUCCAAAGAUUGCUCCUAACGCAGUUAAAUCUGCUGAAAUCAUUGAAGGAGAUGGUGGAGCUGGUACCAUCAAGAAGAUCACCUUCGGUGAAGGCAGCCACUUCAAAUAUUUGAAGCACAAGAUUGAAGUUGUUGACAAAGAAAACUUCGUCUACGCCUACAGUUUGAUCGAAGGAGAUGCUUUGACAGACAAACUUGAGAAAAUCUCAUAUGAGAACAAGUUUAUUGCAGCUGAUGGAGGAUCCAUCAUCAAGAGUGUCAGCAAGUACCACACCAAGACCGAUGACCACGAUAUCACUGAAGACAAAAUCAAGGCAGGAAAAGAGAAGGCUGCUCAUCUCUUCAAUGUUGUUGAGAAGUACCUCCAGGAGAAUCCUGAUGCAUACAACUAGAGCAGUUUUUAUCAUAUUUCCUCUUAUAAUAUUGUUCAUUGAAGUGUGGUUUGCUGUUUGUUAUCCUUAUACCCAUUAAUAUCUUGCUUGGGAUUGUUUUCUUUCAUCAAGAAUACUGUAGUGUGAAAUUUUGUAUUUCUUUUACUAUAAUGAAAUAAAACCAUCUGAUGAGUGAUCAUCAAAGAUAUUACUUGCAAA